Molecule: messenger RNA, 1675 nt
Organism: Drosophila willistoni
Lineage: Eukaryota; Metazoa; Arthropoda; Insecta; Diptera; Drosophilidae
Exons: 4
Coding region: 25-1575 (516 amino acids)
Source: RefSeq, a predicted model, not a curated record
GUUGAUUCUUGUGAAGGAGCAUAUAUGCAGUGCCAAUUAAAUACACGACUCCCAUAUAUUCCACAUUACCUCGAAACCUUUUUGGCCAUAGUCUGUGCAAGAACAAUGUCUGUUGCGGCGACUUCGUGGCCACCAGUUGAAUUGCCAAAUAUCAGCGAUGCUGCUUAUCAGUUGUUGAUGGAAUGCUCAUCUGUUGCCAAGCCGCAGAUUGAGGUUGAUCUCGACAAAUUUAAAGAGGUCUCCCAAAACUUUCCCAUUAAGUUUGGCAUAGAUACUUGUCGCGUAAAAUCACAGCCGGCAAGUCGAUAUGAAGUCAUCCAGGAGCAGAUAGCAUCUGCAUAUCCGGUCAUACAUGAGCGUACAUUGUUGUUAUACUUAAAUUUUUUGGAGCACAAGAAAAAGUUUGGGAAUUCCAAGGAAUUGCCGAUCUAUAAGGAUUUAUCCCUCACUGAUUUCGUGCAACGUCUCUUAAGCAAAAGAUGUGUCUACUUUUUCGGCGGAGGUGAUUCUUACCUCUUGCUUGACGGGCAGAAGGGCCAUGGCGGCAUCGAACAGAUUGGCACUGAGGACCAAAAACCACCGCUGAUCCUUCAGAAUGUUCUUAGCUAUGAUGAGAUAAAGCUUGCAGCUCUACUGUAUGCCUCAACACAUUCUGAAUUCAUUAACAACGGCAGUCGAUCCAAUGCGGGCAUUGUGCAGCCGGAUAAGAGUACAAUUGAGACUGAAGGUGUUAUAAUUGGCAUGAUUGGAGCUCGCUUCGAACGCGAUGCGGUGAUGGACUGUGAGGAUGUACUAAUAACACCGACGCAGAACACGGCAGCCCAUGGCUACGGUUCAAUGGAGAAUGGUACACGUGCCACGGACUAUCGUCUGCUGUGGCGUAAUUUUUACGGAGAACCAAAGGACUUUGUUAACGAUCAAGUCAUAGUAGAUGGUAAACGUUUUAUACAACUGGCUCGUUACGAGAAAUUCGAUGCAGUGGUCAUGCAUAAACGAUAUGCCAUUACUUUUGACACUUUACUGCUGGAGGCUCAGGCAAGAGCCAAGAAGGCGGACAAACCCGCCUACAUACAUUUGGUUGGUUAUGGCUUGGGUGUAUGGAAGAUCUCCGACGAGCAGGAGAGAAUUUUCUUUGAAGCGUUCGAAGAACGUUUGCUAGCUCUCAUCGAAAUGGAUCUGCUAUCGCACAUUGGUGUUGUACACUUUUCGUGGUUCCAUUUGAAAAAAGUCGGCGGACUAUAUAAUGGCGCUGUGAUUCCUCAGAAAUCUCAUAGCGGCAUUAAAAUAUUUAUUUCGGUGCGCAAUCCGGGGGAUAAGUUAAUGGAAAAUAUGUUGCCUGUGGUGACCUAUGCUUGGGAUGGCAAUGCAUUGCCUGGCAAUGAGUUCUGGGCUAAUAUGCUAGUAGGCACUGGGGAUCCAGCUGCUGCUUGUUCCACUCUGAUAUCAGAGCUACAAAAUCCUCACAUUAAUUUAAAGUACAUGAGUGGCUCCAAUUUGCAUAUUGCCUCACUCCGUCAUGGCCUGCUGCACAUUGGAGAAUUUGCCCAAAAAGUAACUCAAAAGGGACACAACUAAAAUGCAUUUUGAAUAUGUAUAAAAAUGUAUAAUCCAUUGGAAAAGAAUUUUUUUUUUAGUAUUAUAUUAUAGAAAUAUACAACUUUCUCCAUUUCUUAAA